GAGAGAGAGAGAGAGAGAGAGAGCAUAGUGGUGGGAUGAACGGAAAUUGUUUUUCCAGUAUGACUGAGACGCCAAAGGAGAACUCCACCGCGCAGUGAUGCUUUUGGAGUUGUGAGGACCGAUUUUCACCUCAAGGAAAAGUACAGCAAGGAUAACCAGUUCGGAUACUUUCAGUCUUCGCCUCUAUUGCACGGUGGCAUUUAAAACCUAAUCAAUAAGGUGGAAGGACCGAAUACGUUCAGCUGACAGAAACUGAAGAGGGGGAGGCGACGUCACUUCGAAACAAAGUUACGAAAACGUGAUGUGAAAUGUUCCGGUCAAGAACUUAAAUGCCAAUUGAUGAGCAGCGACAGCGAGGCUGGCGACGGCGCAAAAGGAAAAGAGGCUCUCCUAUCCAGGGGGACCGUUUGACGAACACGCGUCGGAGAUGUCUCUGUGGAUGAUAUUACCUGUCAGCCUACCAGCCCUGACAAUUACUGGGAUAUGGGUCGUGUAUGCCAUGGCUCUCUACAAUCAACACGUGUGCCCAGUGGAGAACUGGAUGUACAACCAGUCUUGUGAGGAGGAGUUGCCGCUGCAGAGAGGACCAACCCUCUGCUGCACACUGGACAACGUCCCACUCAUCAGUAAAUGUGGGACUCUGCCCCCGGAGAGCUGCUUCUUCAGCCUCAUCUGCAGCACGGGCUCCUUCAUGGUGAUGGUGAUAGUGCUGCUGCGCUAUGCCCAUGUGAUCGAGAAGCACCAGAACUGCGUCCUGAACACCGCCAGCCUCUCCACCGGCUGGAUCUGCGCAGCGGGACUCAUCAUUGUCGGCAACUUCCAGGUUGACAAUGCUAAGGUUCUUCACUACGUGGGUGCAGGAGUUGCCUUCCCCACCAGUAUGCUGUUCAUCACUCUGCAGUCUGCGCUGACGUACCGUCUGGCCAAGACGCAGGGGGAGUACACCGUGGGCCACAUACGCCUCCUCAUGAGCCUCAUGGCACUCAUCGCACUCGUGCUCAGUGGCGUGUUCUUCGUGCAGGAGAGCUACGCGCUGCAGCACGCCUCGGCCAUCUUCGAGUGGGUCUUCUGCUGCAUCAUCAUGCUCUUCUACGGCACGUUCGCCUUCGAGUUCGCCGGCGUCUCCAGCAGCACCCUGAUGGUGUUGGCGCAGGGGGGCAGCCUGGGGCCCGGGGGGCGCGCUCACAAGAUGGAGGGGCUGCCCGUCGGGGUCGGCAUGGGGAUGGCGAUGGGGAUGGGGAUGGGGGUGCCACACCCCAACGCCCACCAACCGGACACCAUGUCCGUGCUGUAGCCUAUAGGGCAUCCUGGGGUCUAUACUAAGAAGCUGGUUCAAGUGGAAAUCAGGUGAAGUUAAGAGGUAAAUCACCUAAUAGAAGGUGAAGUUAAGAGGUAAAUCACCUAAUAGAAGGUGAAGUUAAGAGGUAAAUCACCUAAUAGAAGGUGAAGUUAAGAGGUAAAUCACCUAAUAGAAGAGCCUGGAGUCUUAACCUGGUUUACUCCUGAACCAGCUUCUUAAUAUGCCCCUCUGUUGGAG
Messenger RNA from Engraulis encrasicolus (European anchovy), 1537 nucleotides. RefSeq names its product Transmembrane protein 150A-like. NCBI's taxonomy places the organism in Eukaryota, Metazoa, Chordata, Actinopteri, Clupeiformes, Engraulidae. The record is from RefSeq and is a predicted model, not a curated record. The transcript is spliced from 9 exons. Bases 428 to 1294 code for a protein of 288 amino acids.